AUGCAGGAGAGAGCCACGACUGUAUAUUCCAAGCAUUCUAUUCAGAAAAGUUUCCCCUCUAUUACUGAAUCCGAUGCCGAGACCGAGGCAAACGUGGAAGACGACGAACUGGGAAACGUACUUGAACGGAUUGGGCGAAGAGGGUGGACGGGGAUCCUUUCGGGGACCAGGUCAUGUCAUCAUGCAGGAGGACCGUUGGAUUUGCCAGAGAUCAGAGAUCAGCGGUAUUGA
Messenger RNA from Hymenoscyphus albidus, 231 nucleotides. The record is from the annotation of a GenBank genome assembly. Lineage: Eukaryota; Fungi; Ascomycota; Leotiomycetes; Helotiales; Helotiaceae.